Trichoplusia ni (cabbage looper) is the source of this 3666-nucleotide messenger RNA. Its product is annotated as PX domain-containing protein kinase-like protein. Gene Ontology annotation, biological process: early endosome to late endosome transport; protein targeting to lysosome; endosome to lysosome transport. Lineage: Eukaryota; Metazoa; Arthropoda; Insecta; Lepidoptera; Noctuidae. The transcript has 11 exons. Gene Ontology annotation, molecular function: phosphatidylinositol binding; protein kinase activity; ATP binding. Gene Ontology annotation, cellular component: extrinsic component of endosome membrane; late endosome; early endosome. Bases 305 to 1918 code for a protein of 537 amino acids. The record is from RefSeq and is a predicted model, not a curated record.
UUAUAUUUGAUUGUUUUGAACUGCCAAAUUCCUUUUCCAUAAAUGUCUGUACAAAAAAUAAAUUUAAGCAUACACAUUAGUAUUGCUGUCGCAUUUCUUUCCUUAGGAAACAAGUAGAUUGGAGAAAAGAAGAGAUUACUUCAUGAUCUGCGACAUGUUCUUAUAGCGGAACGCAGUUGUCAGAAUUGCGCGACUAAUACGAUUCCAAUAGAACUUUAGUAUUCUUCAUUAUUUUUAUUGAUAACGAUGUGUACUGUUUGUCGUAAGUGUUGUAUCGAUCAAUGAGUGUAUAAUAACCGGUGAAAUGGCCAUAUUUGAGAAAACAUCGCAUACGAAAGCCCUGGUAGAUGACACUGAAAUUCUGACCUGCACAAUUGAAAAUUCACAAACUGUUAGGAAACAUACAGAAUACACAUUGCGGGUUUCCCGAGGUAUCUUAAGGGACACGACUUGGACAGUGUCGCGGAGGUACAAGGACUUUGUCGAGUUACACGCGGCGCUGGCCCCGAGCGGCUACGACCUGCCUUUACCACCAAAGAAGUAUUUUGGAAACUUAGAUCCAUCAUUUAUUGCUGAAAGGCAGAUAGCAUUACAGAACUACUUAAAUGAAAUCUUGAGGCAUGAUGAACUGGCGUUGUCUCGUCAAGUUAGAAGCUUUCUGGAUCCUCACAAUUAUUCUUCAAAUGCAGCAGAGUUGGCGCUGCAAACAGUAUCCAUUGCCCUCCGAGGAGAAGGCCGCUUCGAACUCAAAGGUGCUAUCGCCGACAUCGGAUGGCGGAUAAGGAAAUAUAACUUCUUAGUAACAGAUACAAAGACUCAAGAAAACUGUAUACUCUCGUGGCAGAACUUCGGUCCCGAUAGAUAUUUAAAUGACAAGAAAUUACAGGCGGCCCUUAAGAGUUUACAAAAUCUUAGUCAUCCUCACAUAGACCAAAUAUUAGCAUUUCAAAAUUUAGACACGGGAGUGUACGUAGUCCGGAGUAUAUAUGAAGGUGGGAGCUUACGAGACAUGAUCUACCAGACUGAGUACAGCGGGAGCCAUCUCGCGAAGUAUUCCAACCCUAAGAACAUCAGGCCCUUUGUGGAAGAACAGAUCUACGAUUAUGGAAGGCAAAUCUUGGAAGCUUUGAAGUUCUUACACGAUAAGGGUUUACCGCAUGGUCACGUGCACCCCGGCAACAUAAUGGUAGUCCAGCACCACGUGUACCUCACGGACAUAGAGAACAUACUGCUGGGCGGGCCCAGCCUCUACCGGCAGUACCUGCUGCAGCUGCGGCCCUCCUACUCCGCGGACAACGUGGACGCGCACUGCUUCGGACGAGUCCUGUAUGAGAUGACGUUCGGGAGGCCGCUAGCGCACUGCUACUGUGAUACCUAUCCUGAUUAUCUUAGUGAAGAGCUCAAAUCACUCCUCCGGAUCAUCCUAUCCCGGGACGCGUGCAGGAGCAUGCCGCCGACACUCAGCUAUUUACUGCUACUACCAGUCUUUAAGAAGUACCCAGUGAGAUGUAAAGAGGAACGAGCAACAUUGAAGUUCCCGCUCGCUCUGAAGGAAGAACUGAGGGCGGCGGUGGACCAUAUAGAGGAUAAGCUGAAGAAGGACCAAAAAAAGAUGCGCAGUGCCAAAAGGGAAGUUCGGAUACAAGAGAUACUUAAUUCUGAGGAUGAAAUGAAGAAACAAAAGCGAAAAGUGAAGCGCCGAGAGUCUCACUGGCAGUCGAUGUCGUCGAUACCAGACAUGUACAUAUCGGCCAGCGUCAGCGAUGCGUCCUCGCCGACACCGCCAACCACAGGGGCCAUAUGCGCUAGCACCCCCGACUCGCCGCAGACGUACGACGCGCGGCGGUCGCUGCUCGACGCCAUCUGUAACUUCGACAAAUCCAGCCUCGCCACGCAAAACAACUCGGACUCACGGUAAUAGUAACCAAACAAUGCUGAACACAAUAUACUUUAGAAAUCGCAGUGCGAGAAUGAAUUUAAAGGUAAUAGAAACAAGAGUGCAUUUGGCGUGCAUGCUGUCAUUGUAUGGGAACAACGUUACGAACAUCAUCUUUACUGCUUUGAAUUAAGAGUUAUUAAUAUCAUUGUUCAUCAUCUAAAUAAUCGCACGUCUAGUGGAUAUUAUUGUAUUAUAGUGAGAAAUGGUGGCUAUAUUUAAAUGUACAAAGAGGUUUCCCUUCAUUUCGUUGUAUCUACACAACAUGAAUAUGCGAUUCCAAAAUAAAAUAGAUGCGCAUUUAAUUCUGGGGAAUGUUAAAACAAUUCAAAAAUAUUACUUUUCGUAUCAACAAUAAAUGGUCAACAAAUGGGUAUGUAUUUUUCACAAAGUGUUAGACACAAAAGAUUGUUCCUGAAAAAGGGAAAAAUAGAUAUUUUUUUAAUUCUUUGUAAACUGCAAUAUGGUGCAUUUCAUAUUCCAAAUAUUACACGUGCUAAAGAUAUGGGCUAUCGAAUUAUAAGUAUUUUUUUACUACUUACAAAAACCCUGUGAUUCUAUUUUCAACCUUAAUAGAAUACAAUUAAAGUUAUUUUUACACCAGCCAGUAAAAUAUAUUAUUAUUUAAUCGAUCUCUGAAACUAGGCUUCGAUAUUUUUAUUGGUGUUUAUAUUAAUUAUGAAAUUAGACUAAAAUGUAGCCAAAUGAGAAUAAUUUAAGUUUACGGUGAUAGUUUUAAUUUACACCUCUUACAAAAAUAAGAGCUAAUACAAGCAUACUAGAUUUCAAUUAUUUAGAAAGAUAAAUAUUUAACUGCUUUCUGGAUGUGAGUUUUACUAAACGUUAAUAUACAAUGACCACUAAUCAUCAUUCGAAAUGAGUGCUUGUGUUCCGUAUUAGAAUUCUAUUUUGUAUAUUUACUAGGUAAACUUUGUUCUGCCGGGCAGGAUUGUGAAUCUAACUAAAGUAAUCAGGGCAUCACUCAAAUCGGUCCAGCCGUUUAGGAGAUCACACACGUAUAAUACACUUACUCGUAUAUGUUUAAACUUGAAACAAAGUAUUUAAAGAAGGGUGCUCAGUUUAUGUAAGUUUGUGAAUUAAAAUUAUCACCAAAGGUAAUUUAUUUAGUACAAUAUUCAAUAUGUUUGCAAAUCCAAUGCAUUGUUAAUUAAGAUAAAACAAUAUCGAACAAAAGAAUUAUAAAAUUCUCAGAUAAACGUAAUUAUUGUUUAAUUUAGUUAUUAAGUUACAGAUCUUGAAUGAUAUAUGGAGAUAUUAAUUUAAAUAAGACAUUUUAUACUCGAGGUAAUAUUAUGAAGGCUCAUUUAGAUGAUGCGAGAAAUAUUUUGCGCAUCUUUGGUAACUAAAGUCAUAUCGUGGCCGGCAGUGUAUCGCAACUUGAACGAUACUUUCCGCACCGUCUAAAUCGGCUUUAAGUGUCGGAUAUUCGACUACAGCCUGAAGACUACCGCCACAAAGUCUUAUAAGUGCGUAUAUAAGCAUCUUUUAAGACAAAAGUUGUUGAAUUUUUGAGACUUGUCUUGCCUCGAGUGUAAGAAGCCUUAUUGUAAUAAGUGAUAUGCGACUGGUCAAGCAUUAUUUUAUUGGUUAAUUAUGAAAUUAUUUUUGGAAUUGUAACUAUUUAGAAGCUUUAAUCGUCUAGUGUAAGUUACAUAAAUGUUUAAUAUAUUUUGUUGUUAGUAUAAGAAAAUAUACAGUUGCGAUAAUUA